AUCUCCUCCUUAACAUUUGAAUAGGCUGGUCUUUUCUCAGCCGUUGUUACUACUUUCGUGGUCCAGACCUCCCAGAGCCUUCAGGUUGACAGCAGUAAUGUCGUUGCAUCGCUUCUAUUCGAGCUUGUCAACGUCCAGCGCGCGGUCGCGAAUGGUUCGCCAGUGAACGAUGUUCCUCGAUCUGAGCUUCCCCCCUAUUUGACAUUUAACCCUGCGACAUUCGACUGUUGGGUCAACGAACUGUGGUUCACUAGCCUUUCACUCAGUCUCACCACCGCUUUAUUUUCUUUUUUAACCAAACAGUGGAUUCACUAGUACAUGGCCGUCCCGUCUGGCACCCCCCGAGACAGACGCCGCAUGUAAGUUCCGAUACAUGGGACUACAGCAGUGGCAUGUGGCUUUCAUCAUCGGAAUGCUUACCGUCAUCAUGACAACUUCCCUUGCCGUCUUUCUUAUGGGUUUAAUUCUCUUUCUAGUCCCAUUGCGUGUGCUGAUUGCAUGCGUUGUUGGUGCCAUCACGUUCAUAUCGUUCGCCGCAUAUUUGGUUACAAAUUUCCUCCCGGUUCUUUACCCCUCCUGCCCUUACAAAAUACCCCCAUCACAAUACAUUUUUUCUCUUUAUGCCUAUGUUUCUCACAACAUCUCUCCGAUAUCCAAAUAUUGGGCGACAUCGGCUCAAGUUCCAGAAAAGGCACCCAUACGCGUGCUAGGGGAAGUUGAGCGCUCAGUUGUCGAAGCUAGUGCUGAUGACACUGAUGUACAUGCUCUUUCAUGGCUCUUUUCAAUGUCAUCCAACCCCAGCGUUCAGAGCAUCGUUGUACAGGCCAUCAGUGCUUUACCCUCGGGAUCUGCGGACUCUCUAAUGCGCCAAGCCGAUGGAAUCUCGCGCCUGUACGAGAAGACCCUUCGAGAGGUCCUCUCACAGCCUUUACAGCUAGAUGAUCCGUCGUAAGCAAACACAUUAGAUCGCCUAAUACAUUCAU
This is a messenger RNA of Guyanagaster necrorhizus, 983 nucleotides long. RefSeq lists its product as uncharacterized. Lineage: Eukaryota; Fungi; Basidiomycota; Agaricomycetes; Agaricales; Physalacriaceae. Bases 374 to 952 code for a protein of 192 amino acids. The transcript has a single exon. The record is from RefSeq and is a predicted model, not a curated record.